This is a messenger RNA of Perkinsus marinus ATCC 50983, 693 nucleotides long. RefSeq names its product ribosomal protein L3, putative. Lineage: Eukaryota; Perkinsozoa; Perkinsida; Perkinsidae. Gene Ontology annotation, molecular function: RNA binding; structural constituent of ribosome. The record is from RefSeq and is a predicted model, not a curated record. The transcript has a single exon. Gene Ontology annotation, biological process: translation; ribosomal large subunit assembly. Gene Ontology annotation, cellular component: cytosolic large ribosomal subunit; ribosome. The coding region runs from base 1 to 693 and encodes 230 amino acids.
AUGCACACCCAGGUCAGCAAGGUGAAGCUCACUCAGAAGAAGGCCCAUAUUGUCGAGGUCCAGGUCAACGGUGGUUCCGUCUCGGACAAGGUCGAAUUCUGCCAGUCUCUCUUCGAGAAGGAGGUUCCAAUUUCCUCUGUCUUCGAUAAGGACGAGAUGGUUGAUAUCAUUGGUGUGACUAAGGGUCACGGUAACACUAGUGUCACCACUCGAUGGGGUGUCACUCGUCUUGCCCGUAAGACCCAUCGUGGUCUCCGCAAGGUCGCCUGUAUUGGUGCCUGGCAUCCGGCCCGAGUCCAGUUCCAGGUCCCCAGAGCUGGUCAGAUGGGUUAUCAUCAUCGUGUUGAGAUCAACAAGAAGAUCUACCGCAUCGGCAAGGCCCUUCGUGAGGAUCCUAACAAUGCUGCUGGCUCCAACGAUCUCACCCAGAAGGCUAUCACUCCCAUGGGUGGCUUCCCCCACUACGGUGAGGUCAAUGAAGACUGGGUUAUGCUCAAGGGUACUGUUACUGGUCCUAAGAAGCGUGUCAUCACUCUUCGUAAGAGCCUCCUCCCCCAGACCAGCCGUAACGCUUUGGAGAAGAUCGAUCUCAAGUUCAUCGAUACCUCCUCCAAGUACGGUCAUGGUAGAUUCCAGACUGCUGAUGAGAAGAGGAAGUACUAUGGUCGUGAGGUUGAGGCCACUCAGGCUUAA